Molecule: messenger RNA, 1115 nt
Organism: Rhagoletis zephyria (snowberry fruit fly)
Lineage: Eukaryota; Metazoa; Arthropoda; Insecta; Diptera; Tephritidae
Source: RefSeq, a predicted model, not a curated record
AUGAUAAAUUCGUAUGAAGCUAAGGAAGACGAAAGUACUAGGAGGCGGCAGCGAAAUGCUAAUAUCGCAGUGGUAUUUGAGAAUGGCACGCAAAGAGCGCGAGUGUGUGAGUUGAUGGAAGAGGAGGAGAAGCGAGCAAAAGCCGAAAGUGAAGAAGUGGCAGACUUGCGAGCUUUAAGUGCCAACUCUACGCGGGAAAGCUUUAGAAGUGUUUCUGCAGAAGCGAACGAAAGUCUCUCUAACGCACGCAAAACUCCCUUUUUGGAAAUCCAACCGACGCGGCCCAACGCGCUCUUCACAGCUGGCGCGAAACCCUCCUUCAAUAUACUCGAACAACUAAAACUGGAUGAAAUACGCGAUGCGCAAGAGCAGCUGCUACUCAAUUCAGGCCAACAGCUAAAGGCGCUUAGGAAGAAAAAGAAGAAAAAACGCAAGAAGAAUAAAAAGCAGAAACCCAUUGGCGAGCAAGCUACUAUUUUUUGGACUCAAUUAACAACAAAAAAACCACAUUAUAUCUAUCAUACAACAACAACAAAGGUGCCAAAGAAAAUCAAGUACAUCGUACGCAAAAAGAAUACGCUGAAAAAGAAGAAGAAAGAAUAUUUGAAUCACUUGAAACACGUACUCUACCCGUUCAUCAAGUUUAUCGCCUUCUUUACGGUACUCAAUCCAUUCACAUUGAAAGUUUUUAUAUUUGCGCUCAUUUCGCCGGUGAUUUUUGGAUUUUUAGGUUUUAUGGCGCUUAGUUUUAUGGUUAAACCGGCACUUCACCUCAUUUUCGAUGUUAAGAAGCGUGUGGACAUUAUUAAGCGUAAGCAGUGGCGUGAGAAAAAGCGGCGCGAACGUUGGCGCUAUGGCCGCCGGCCGAUUACUAUACACAAACACUACUACAAGAAUGUAGUUGCGCCGCAUCCACCGAAACCGAAACCGAAACCAAAACCGCCGAUACAUAUAUCGCAUGAACCGCCAAUACAUACUAUAUCGCAUGAACCGCCGAUACAUAUAUCGCAUGAACCGCCACACUUGUCGCAUCCGCCGCUCAAUUGGCCUGAAUGGGUGCGUGCCGAUCAAAUAGAUUUUAGACUAAAGCUUCAGUCGCAAAGACCAUCGGACGU